CUUUGUCUUUGCUCCACUCCGUUUUUUUCCCCAUUGUGCUCCAGUCAGUCAGUCGUGUGAAUAACUUUGUUUACAUUCAUCAGCGGAUUAAGUGCAUUUUGGGGGAAGAGAAGGGAGCGGCAGAGGAAGGAAGAAGGAAGAAAUCCGAGUGAGGUUCUUCUGAAUGAUGACGGACGCGGGUCCGCGCGGUGGCCCUCGCAGUCCCCGUCGCUGCGGAGCGCCCGGGAGCCCGCGCGUCUAGCGCCAGCGGCCGGCCGGCUGGAGGCAGAGAGCUCCGGCCGCCGCGCACGGGCUGCCGCCGCGCCGGGACCCACGCCGCGGGCCGGCCGGGGAUGCAGUAGCCGCCGCCGAGAUGGCCCGCCGCGCGCGCAGCCUGCUCGUCCUGCUGCUGCUGCUCGCCCUGCAGGGCGGCGCGGCUCUCCGGAGCCCGCUGUCGGUCUUCAAGAGGCUUAAAGAAACUACUAGACCGUUUUCCAAUGAAUGUCUUGGUACCACCAGACCAGUAAUUCCCAUUGAUUCAUCAGAUUUUGCCCUGGAUAUUCGCAUGCCUGGGGUUACACCUAAAGAGUCUGAUACUUACUUCUGCAUGUCAAUGCGUUUGCCAGUGGAUGAGGAAGCCUUCGUGAUUGACUUCAAACCUCGUGCCAGCAUGGAUACUGUCCAUCAUAUGUUACUGUUUGGAUGCAAUAUGCCUUCAUCCACUGGAAAUGACUGGUUUUGUGAUGAAGGAACCUGUAAGGAUAAAGCCAAUAUUCUGUAUGCCUGGGCCAGAAACGCUCCCCCCACCAGACUCCCCAAAGGUGUCGGAUUCAGAGUUGGAGGACAGACUGGAAGUAAAUAUUUUGUUUUGCAGGUGCAUUAUGGCGAUAUUAGUGCUUUUAGAGACAACCACAAGGACUGUUCGGGUGUGACCCUACACCUCACCCGCGUGCCACAGCCUUUAAUUGCUGGCAUGUAUCUUAUGAUGUCUGUGGACACUGUUAUACCACCAGGAGAGGAAGUGGUGAAUUCCGAUAUUUCGUGCCAUUAUAAAAUGUAUCCCAUGCAUGUGUUUGCCUAUAGAGUUCACACUCACCAUUUAGGUAAAGUAGUGAGUGGAUACAGAGUAAGAAAAGGACAGUGGACACUCAUUGGACGCCAGAGCCCCCAGUUGCCACAGGCUUUCUACCCAGUGGAACACCCGGUGGAAGUUAGUUUUGGUGACAUACUGGCAGCAAGAUGUGUAUUCACUGGUGAAGGAAGGACAGAAGCCACACACAUUGGUGGCACGUCUAGUGAUGAAAUGUGCAACUUAUACAUUAUGUAUUACAUGGAAGCCAAGCAUGCGGUUUCCUUUAUGACUUGCACACAGAAUGUGGCCCCAGAUGUGUUCAGAACUAUUCCACCGGAGGCCAAUAUUCCAAUCCCUGUGAAGCCCGAUAUGGUUAUGAUGCACGGACAUCACAAAGAAACUGAGAACAAAGAUAAGAUAGCUUUACCACAACAACCAAAAAGAGAAGAAGAAGAAGUGUUAGACCAGGGUGAUUUCUAUUCACUACUUUCCAAGCUGCUAGGAGAAAGGGAAGAUGUUGUUCAUGUGCACAAAUAUAACCCUACAGAAAAGGCAGAAUCAGAGUCAGACCUGGUAGCUGAGAUUGCAAACGUAGUCCAGAAAAAGGAUCUUGGUCACUCUGAUGUCAGAGAGGGUGCAGAACAUGAGGAGAGGGGCAAUGCUAUUCUUGUCAGAGACAGAAUUCACAAAUUCCACAGACUAGAGUCUACUUUAAGGCCAGAAGAGAGCAAAGUGGUAUUAAAGCAGCCCCUGCCCGGUGCAGGCACCUGGGAACCCGAACACACAGGAGAUUUCCAUGUAGAAGAGGCACUAGACUGGCCUGGUAUAUACUUGUUACCAGGUCAAGUUUCUGGGGUUGCUCUGGACCCCAAUAACAACCUGGUGAUUUUCCACAGAGGUGAUCAUGUCUGGGAUGGAGAUUCCUUUGACAGCAAGUUUGUUUACCAACAAAGAGGACUUGGGCCAAUAGAAGACGAUACCAUUCUUGUUAUAGAUCCAAAUAAUGCUGCAGUACUCCGAUCCAGUGGAAAAAACCUGUUUUACUUGCCACAUGGCUUGAGUAUAGAUAAAGAUGGAAAUUACUGGGUUACAGACGUGGCUCUCCAUCAGGUAUUCAAACUGGAUCCAAACAGUAAAGGACCUCUCUUAAUCCUGGGAAGGAGCAUGCAACCAGGGAGUGACCAAAAUCACUUCUGCCAGCCCACUGAUGUGGCUGUGGAUCCAGGCACUGGCGCCAUCUAUGUGUCUGAUGGUUACUGCAACAGCCGGAUCGUGCAGUUCUCCCCACGAGGAGAGUUUGUCACACAGUGGGGAGAAGGGACUUCUGGGAGCAGUCCUAAACCCGGCCAGUUCAGGGUCCCCCACAGUUUGGCCCUUGCGCCUCAUUUGGGCCAACUAUGUGUGGCAGACAGGGAAAAUGGCCGGAUCCAGUGCUUUAAAACUGACACCAAAGAAUUUGUGAGAGAGAUUAAGCACACAUCAUUUGGAAGAAAUGUGUUCGCAAUUUCAUAUGUACCAGGUUUGCUCUUUGCAGUGAACGGGAAACCUUACUUUAGGGACCAAGAACCCUUACAAGGAUUUGUGAUGAAUUUUUCCAAUGGGGAAAUUAUAGAUGUCUUCAAACCAAUACGCAAGCAUUUUGACAUGCCUCAUGAUAUCGUGGCAUCUGAAGACGGAACCGUGUACAUUGGAGAUGCUCACACAAACACUGUGUGGAAGUUUAUCUUGACUGAAAAAAUGGAACAUCGAUCAGUUAAAAAAGCUGGCAUUGAGGUCCAGGAAAUCAAAGAAGCCGAGGCAAUUGUUGAAACCAAAAUGGAGAACAAACCCACUUCCUCAGAAUUGCAGAAGAUGCAAGAGAAACAAAAAUUCAUCAAAGAGCCGGGCUCGGGAGUGCCCGUUGUUCUCAUUACAACCCUUCUGGUUAUUCCGGUGGUUGUCCUGCUGGCCAUUGCCAUAUUUAUUCGGUGGAAAAAAUCAAGGGCCUUUGGAGCAGAUUCUGAACACAAACUCGAGGCAAGUUCAGGACGAGUACUGGGAAGAUUUAGAGGAAAGGGAAGUGGAGGUUUAAACCUUGGCAAUUUCUUUGCAAGCCGUAAGGGCUACAGUCGAAAAGGAUUUGAUCGCCUUAGCACCGAGGGCAGUGACCAGGAGAAGGAUGAGGACGACGGCAGUGAAUCCGAAGAGGAGUACUCGGCACCUGUGCCCGCACCGGCACCUUCGGCCUCCUGAGAACCGGCUUUGAUUGAGUUUGAGUGAGAUUUCUCAAGAAUGCCAGAUUACUUUCCCUUCAGCACGUUUAAAGUUUUGUGCAUUUAAUUGUAAACUGUACUAGUCUAUGUGGGACAGUACAUAUUUUAUUUACUUUGUUUUGGUUAAGUUGGCUUCUGUUUCUAGUUAGGGAAUUUCCUAAAAGUCCGUAACAGUGCCAUUGUCCUUACAUAAACAUAGAGUAGAGAGACCACGCUUUUCUUCCGUCCUAGUACUAAUCUAACGAUGGAAGGUUUGCUCCUUUACAUUUUUGAGACUUUUUUGUGGAUGUAAAUAACCCCAUGUUCUCUGCUUGAACACAGUAUUUUCCCAGUAUCUCUCCCAUUGCCAGUGUCUUUCUUUGGUGCCUUUCCUGUUCAGCGUCCUAAGCCUGUGGCAGUAAAGAGAAACUUUGUGCUACACGACGACAAAGCUGCUAAAUCUCCUUCUAUUUUUUUAAAAUCACUAACAUUAUAUUGCAAUGAGAGAAAGAAAAAAGUCUCUAUUUAAAUUCUUUUUUUUUUAGUUUCUUUUUCAGUUACUGUGUUUCCAGGAUGUCUUAUUUUUAGAUGGCUACACUGUUAGAACACUAUUUUCAGAAUCUGAAUGUAAUUUGUGUAAUAAAGUGUUUUCAGAGCA
Messenger RNA from Cavia porcellus (domestic guinea pig), 3940 nucleotides. RefSeq names its product peptidylglycine alpha-amidating monooxygenase (gene Pam). The transcript has 26 exons. Bases 353 to 3283 code for a protein of 976 amino acids. Lineage: Eukaryota; Metazoa; Chordata; Mammalia; Rodentia; Caviidae. Gene Ontology annotation, cellular component: extracellular region; membrane. Gene Ontology annotation, biological process: peptide metabolic process. Gene Ontology annotation, molecular function: peptidylglycine monooxygenase activity; copper ion binding; protein binding. The record is from RefSeq and is a predicted model, not a curated record.